This is a messenger RNA of Cutaneotrichosporon cavernicola, 651 nucleotides long. RefSeq lists its product as uncharacterized. The record is from RefSeq and is a predicted model, not a curated record. Gene Ontology annotation, molecular function: GTP binding; GDP binding; GTPase activity. The transcript has 4 exons. Gene Ontology annotation, cellular component: plasma membrane. The coding region runs from base 1 to 651 and encodes 216 amino acids. Gene Ontology annotation, biological process: Ras protein signal transduction. Lineage: Eukaryota; Fungi; Basidiomycota; Tremellomycetes; Trichosporonales; Trichosporonaceae.
AUGUCACAAUCUUCACGCAUGGUGUACAAGAUCACCGUCCUUGGCGACGGUGGUGUGGGCAAAACCGCGCUCACAGUCCAAUUCACCAUGUCGUCAUUUGUCGAGACGUACGACCCAACGAUUGAGGACUGCUACCGCAAACAAUGGGUCGUCGACGACCAGCCGUGCUUGUUAGAGGUGCUCGACACGGCUGGACAGGAGGAGUACACGGCGCUACGGGAUCAGUGGAUCCGUGACGGAGAAGGCUUCCUGGUAGUCUACAGCAUUGCUGCACGCAGCACAUUCGACCGGGUCGAGAAGAUUGUCGAACGCGUCAUGCUUGUCAAGGACGAGGCGAGUUUGAGCGCAACAGACAACGUGUACGGGCGGCCAUCGCCGCGACAGCGCGUGCGCACGCCCAUUGUCAUUGUCGGCAACAAGCGCGACCAGGGCAACGACCGCGAAGUAUCUCUGGAGGAGGGGCGCGCCCUAGCCACCCAGCUCGGCUGCGACUUUUUCGAGACAUCAGCACGUCUCAAUCAGAACGUCGAAGCCGCGUUCAAGCAGCUCGUCCGCAGCAUCAAGAUUGCCAAGCGCGGACCCGAGGCCGCUGCGCCCCCCUCCGCACCCACCCAGCCAAAGAGGAAGCACCGAAAGUGCAUCGUCUUGUAG